Molecule: messenger RNA, 2207 nt
Organism: Ectocarpus sp. CCAP 1310/34
Lineage: Eukaryota; Phaeophyceae; Ectocarpales; Ectocarpaceae
Source: the annotation of a GenBank genome assembly
AUGGCCGCACCCGCCGCCACCGGCCAGCAGGCACACCGACCGCCGCCGCGUUAUACCAUCCGCCCCCCCAGCAGAUCGUUCGACGGGAAGUUUACCCUGCGCCAGUGUUCACCGCCCUCGGUUGCCGAAUUGCACGCAAACGUGGUGAGCAGCAGCUCCAACUUUGAUUUCUCGAGCAGCUCGAACCCCGCUGGCGGCGGCGGCGGCGGCGGCGGCGCGAGAGGGCUUGCUGCAUGCAGCGGGAGCGACAGCGACGCGUCCAUGGAUGCGGAGGUGGCGUCGCUAACGAGCGGGCGGCGCCUCGGGUCCGGCGUGGAGGGGCUGGUGAGGAUGGUGAACGCGCCGACAAAACUCCCGCGCGCUGAGCCGCGAAUCCGAGAUGCGGAGUCAGCAGUCGCUCUCUUCGCUCUGCUUUCUCCUUCGACCCACAUCACGCCGUCUCCCGUGCAAGGGCGUCACCAGCAGCAGACAACGAAGCAACAGCUGGACCAUUUGGGUGACUGUGGACGCUCGAGCUGGGACACGGAGACAGGGGCUGGAGGCGAGAAGGGAGACGAGAUUUGGGUUCACGAGCCGGAAGCCAAGCGCCAGCGCGUCGCUUCGCCGAGUAGGUGCCAGACUCUCAACUUCAACACCCACGUGUAGCUAUCGUGUGCCGCGCAUGUCUCUUGUUAUAUAUGCAACUUUUUUUUUAACAGUGUAGUCUAGACCCAAUUUUAAAAUAUUAAGAAAAAAAAAAAAAUUGGGAGGGUUGGGCGUGCACAUACGCAGAAACUGCUGUACCAUGCUUGGCGCAUGCUGCACUGCUGUAGUGCUGGUGUCGAACGCCCAAAAAUGUCUAGAUAUGUAGAGGAGAACGAGAGUAGGGAGCACUGGUAGCUCUGAAAGGUGUUGUUGAGCAUAUGAGCGUCAACUUGACAGAGGGUGCGGUGCCCGCCGACGUUUGUUUGUGUGUUAAGAUGUACAGCAUAUUAUAUCCACUAUGCUACAAGUCAGCGGCGUCAACUUGACCGAGAGUGCGGUGCCCGCCGACGUUUGUUUGUGUGUUUGUUAACAUGUACAGCAUAUCAACUAUGCGACAAAGUCAGCGCUGACUUGUAUCUAGUGGAUAUGCUGUACAUUUCAACAAAAGGAUUACAACCUUGGGGUUUACCGAGGUGCAACAGCCCGAACAAGCUGAAGGAUCCCGGUUGUACUUUUGUUAAGAUGGUACAGCAUACCCACUAUGCUACAAGUCAGCGCUGACUUGUAGCAUAGUGGAUAUGCUGUACAUCUUAGCAGCGUUCUCUGGGUGUAUGUUUUGUGCGAGGCCUGAAUCCAUGUCUGUGAGUAAGUUCAACUUUAGACAGACAGACACAGACAGAUAGAGAGGGAGAGAGGGAGAGAGAAAGAGAGGGAGAGAGGGAGAGAGAAAGAGAGAGAGGAGGAUAAUCCGUGUGUAUGAGUAUCCUCCUGUGUCCCGAUGUUGCAUAUUAGUAUAGUUUGAAUAGGCCAGCUGGGGCGAGAGCCUGUGACAACCCGUACGGCCCAUCCCCCACUCCACCCCCCCGCCUCUUUGCCUGCCCCACCCCGUGGAUGAUAAUUGAGAUAAUAAUUGCUACGUGUCUCCGUAGCGGAACACAAGUCUUGCGAUUAUUUAAUGUUGUUGAUACUCUCAUCAUUUGUUCCCGUAGCGGAACAGCGGAAUAUGGUAGCAAGGCGGUAACCUGCGGUUUGCGACUUUGAUGUAGCCUGGCUCCUUAGGUAGGCGUGUAUCGGUUGUGCCGUGUCUUCCGCCCCUUGUCGCUCGAAGUUGGAUGAAUUGAAUUCGUCUCACACUUCGUUUUCUAUACUGUAUCAUUCUAAAUUGUUCGGAGCGAGGAAGAUCGCCACCCCCGAAGCGGAACCCCGUUGGUUAUUGUCUCGAAUAAUUAAAGUUUGUCGCGUUGCUUGCGUUCUUGGCGGAUGAUGAUGGUUUCCUUGUUCCCGUAGCGGAACACACCUAACGUAGCACAUGGGUUAGGUAGCGUGGCCGUGCGACGCCUUCAAACUUGACGAGGAUUGGAUUCCCAGGCGCAACUUUGUAGUGAGGUUUUUUGCCCUUCGUUCGCGCAAAAUUUGUAUGAAUUGAAUUCAGCCGUUUCAUGUGCUCCAUUUCUUUUACUGGACGGGGAUUUAAUCCUCGGGCGCAACGUUGCUGUAUUUCUUUUGCCCUUGUUUCGCACGAA